Messenger RNA from Helianthus annuus (common sunflower), 444 nucleotides. RefSeq lists its product as uncharacterized. The transcript has a single exon. Bases 1 to 444 code for a protein of 147 amino acids. The record is from RefSeq and is a predicted model, not a curated record. NCBI's taxonomy places the organism in Eukaryota, Viridiplantae, Streptophyta, Magnoliopsida, Asterales, Asteraceae.
AUGAGUGACAAAGACACUGAUACAUCCAACACUGCCAAACCACCGGUCACUCUUCACCCGGUAUACACGGUCACUGACAUCCAGAAGAAAGUGCGCAUUCUGGAUGGUACUAAGGUCAUGUAUUCUGCGUGGGUGGAGCUUUUUAACCUUCAUGCACGCGGGUACGAGGUCCUUGAUCACAUCACCUCUGAACCACCGGCUAAAGACGACCCGUCUUACGCACAAUGGAUGAAGAUUGAUGCUAUUGUCCUACAGUGGAUUUACAGCACAUUGUCUGAAGAAUACUUGCUUCGGGUUCUUGAAGAACCCUCAACCGCACUCCAAGUCUGGAACCGGGUCAAAGCAAUUUUUCACAACAACAAAGGACCACGUUGUGCAGCCUUACAAACCCGGUUCGUCAUCCUAAAACUCAGUUCCAUGCCUUCCUUGGAAGCCUACUGCUAA